AUGAACGACCACGUGAUUCUCAAAUCCAAGCAAGAAAUGGACAAGAUCCAAGAGAUCACGCAGACCAAUUGGCUCUUCAAGCAGCUCACGGCGCAGCAGCGCAACGACGUCUACAAGGUCAUGGUCAAGGUCACGGUCAACGAAAACGAUGUGGUCAUUCGCCAAGGCGACCCGGGCGACCGCUUCUAUUGCGUCCAAAGCGGCGACUACCAAGUGACGGUCAAGAACGAGACGUCCAACGGCGUGCGCGAAGACAUUGUUCACGUGUACCGCGGCGACACGCAUCCGUCGUUUGGCGAACUCGCGCUCAUGCACAACGCACCGCGGUCGUCGUCGGUGAUUGCGCUCACAAAAGGUGUCUUGUGGGCCAUUGACUGCCGCGCGUUCCGACUCGUUUUCAUGAAGUCGCCGACCAACGUCAUCGUCCAGACGCUCAAGAAGGUGGACGUGCUCAAGUCGCUCACGACGACGCAGCUGGAGCGGCUCGCGACCAACUUGACCGAAAUCACGUUUGAAGACGGCGAUUACAUCAUCAACCAGGGCACAAUUGGCAACACGUUCUUUGUCAUCAAGGAAGGCGCGUGUCUCUGCACGGUGUGGGACGUCGCGCCCGGCACCACAGAGCGCACGAGCCGCGAAGUCCUUCGGCUGCGCCAGCACCAGUACUUUGGCGAGCGCGCGCUCCUCAACGACGCGCCCCGUGCCGCCAACGUCAUUAGCGUCGGCCGCACGAAAUUGCUCCAGAUCGGGCGCCAGGCUUUCGAGGAGAUUCUCGGGCCGCUCCAAAAGAUCAUUGACAACGACCGUGCGCAGCGCGAGGCCAAGCACAACUUUCAAAUCGCCGUGAGCAACCUCCGCGAACACAGCCCCGAGGCGAGCUCGGUCAAGAACGACGUGGCGCGUGGUCAGCUCAGCUUCAAGUGCGUCGCACAGACAAGCGAGGUCGGCACCCUCACGACGUUUGAAACGACGAGCAAAGUCCGGCUCACGGUCCGCGUCGUCUCCAAGCGACAGACCAAGGCCAACAACAAGAUCGAAGAGGUCAUGCGCGAAGCCGCGAUUCACAAGAGUAUGAAGCGACCCAUCUCGGUCGCGACGGUUCCCGUGUGCAUGGGCACGUGGACCGACGCCAACGGCCUCUACAUGGCGUUUAACUCCAACAUGGUGUGCGACAUUGCCGGGUUGAUGCUCGACGCCGAAACCAAAUUCUCGGAAGACGUCGUGCGGCAGUACGCGGCGCAGCUGCUCAUUGGUCUCGAGACGCUGCAUGAUGUCGGGAUUGUGUACCGCAACAUGAACCCGGAAAACAUCAUGCUCGACGACAACGGCUACGUCCAGCUGCACGACUUUCGGUAUGCCAAGCAGAUUGACGAUCUGCGCACUUACACGCUGUGCGGCACGGCCGAGUACACGGCGCCCGAGAUGGUGUCGGCGCAAGGCCAUAGCUUUGGCGUCGACAUUUGGGGCCUCGGCAUCCUCAUCUACGAGAUGCUCUACGGCAUCACACCGUUUGCGUGCGACGACUUGGAGAACGACAAGGAUGUGGUGCUCGCUGUCUACUCGAAAAUCUCACGCUACGACCGCAAGGACCUUGUCUUCCCAGGCACGGAAGAUCGCUCGAAAGAGGUGACGGACCUCCUCUUUCAGAUUCUCAACCAGAGCCCGAGCUGCAAGCUCGAUGGCGUAGGCAGCGGCAAGACCACGUACUGCAAUGGCAUGCAGCAGUACCUCCAGGCGGCCGGCCGCGACGUCGCGGUCGUCAACAUGGACCCUGCGAACGAGCAACUACCAUAUCCUUUUCUUCGCCACCCGUCCGACAUUGACAUCAUGGAGCUCGUCUGCCUUGAAAACGUCAUGGACGAACUCAACCUUGGCCCGAACGGCGGUCUGGUCUACUGCAUGAACUACAUUGACGAGCACUUUGACUGGCUGGCGGAGCGCCUCGGGCGACUCCAAGAAAAGUACAUUUUAUUCGACUUUCCCGGUCAAGUUGAGCUGUACACGCACGAAGUCAGCGUGCACAACAUCCUCCAGAAGCUCCAGAAGCUCCAUUACCGGAUAUCGGUCGUGCACCUUGUCGACGCGCACCACUGCACGGACAGCUCCAAGUUCAUUUCGGUCGUGCUUCUCAGUCUCUCGUCCAUGGUGCGCCUCGAGUUGCCGCAUAUCAACGUCCUCUCCAAGAUGGACCUGAUCCAGCAGUAUGGCAACCUCGCGUUCAGCCUCGAGUUUUACACGGACGUAUUGGAUUUGCGCUACCUCCUCGACCGUCUCGAAGCGCAGGAGUUUGGUGAGCUCCACGAAGACGACGACGACCCGUAUGCGCUCCCAGCAAACGACCUCCCGCACGCUGUCCGGUGCAAGCAAAAGCUCCGCGAGAAAUUCCGCCGCAUGAACGAAGUGCUCAUCGAGGUGAUCGAAGACUUUAGCCUCGUCAGCUUUGUGCCGCUCCAGAUCGAAGACGUCGAGAGCCUCCAGCGCGUGACGCAGACCAUCGACAAGUCGAACGGCUACGUCUUUAGCGACAAGCCCGCGGGCGGCAUCUUCAAGGACUCGGACCUGCAGUCCGAUCGCAUCGGCGACAUGGAGGAGAAAUACAUGCGCUGA
Messenger RNA from Saprolegnia parasitica CBS 223.65, 2607 nucleotides. RefSeq names its product AGC/PKA protein kinase. The coding region runs from base 1 to 2607 and encodes 868 amino acids. Gene Ontology annotation, molecular function: ATP binding; cAMP-dependent protein kinase activity. Gene Ontology annotation, biological process: signal transduction; peptidyl-serine phosphorylation. Lineage: Eukaryota; Oomycota; Saprolegniomycetes; Saprolegniales; Saprolegniaceae. The record is from RefSeq and is a predicted model, not a curated record. Gene Ontology annotation, cellular component: cAMP-dependent protein kinase complex. The transcript has 10 exons.